Molecule: messenger RNA, 462 nt
Organism: Gongylonema pulchrum
Lineage: Eukaryota; Metazoa; Nematoda; Chromadorea; Rhabditida; Gongylonematidae
Source: the annotation of a GenBank genome assembly
AUGAAAAGUGGAAUUGAGUUGUAUGAGCCUGUGCCACAAAAAUCUCCUCUCAUAUUCAGUCCUCGGAAAACUUAUGAAAUAUGGCGAUAUUUCACUUAUAUGUUCAUUCAUAUUGGAAUAAUACAUUUAGCAUUUAAUGUAUUAACACAGAUCAUCCUUGGAAUUCCGUUGGAACUGGUUCACAAAUUCUGGCGUAUUGCUUUGGUAUAUUUGUCUGGAGUUUUAGCUGGCUCACUGCUGAACUAUGCGAUCGAUCAGAAGACAUAUCUUGCCGGAGCAUCCGGCGGUGUUUCCCAUAUUUCGCAUUUCGCUGGUUUCAUUGCCGGAGUUCUGAUGGGUACCAUUGUUCUGCGGAAUUUUCGUAAAAAAAACUGGGAACGUGUGGUGUGGUGGAUUGCCGUUACGAUUACAUGCCUGUUGUUCACAACACUUAUCAUACUUAACAUUGUACCACAUAUCUGA